UUUCUUUUUGACAAGUUAAAUUUUGAAAUAUUAAAAGGUUUAUGCGGUCGGUAUGUAAAUGAAUAGUCAUUUUUGCGUAAACCAUUAUUCAAUUUUAAAUUUUUAGCGCUUGCUAUUCGACUCGAGUACUUCAUUCAUUGAUAUGCAAAAAUUUGCGCGGGGAACGAUUUUUAUCCGCAGUCACUUAACUUUAUUUCAACUAAACUAUCAAAGUUUCAAUUCCUUACUCCAACAGACAAAGUUACAUUUAGUUGCCUAUUCACAACAAAAGCAUCCUGAAAAAUUUACAAAAAUGUCUUCAUCAGGCGUAACUUUGGAUGCCAUACCAAAAGUGGACAUUGAUAAGUCGGGUGUAUUUAAAUAUAUUUUAAUUAAUGUUACGGAUAAAAAUAAGCAAGAAGAAAGUCCGGUGACAAUUGUUAGAGGUUAUGCCCACUGCAACUAUCACUCUGAUAUAUUAGAUGAGGUUGAGGGAAAGCUUCACCCGCUUCAAUGUGAAGUGUUAGGAGGUGGCCGCAUUUCUCAUGAUGCUGACUUUAAAAGGUUUAAAAUAUAUGGUUAUUCCCAAGGCUUUGGGAAGGCAGAUCAUGAGGUCACUGCUAAUAUUAUAAAAGAUGCAUAUCCUAAAUACACCAUCACAAUAAGUGAUGAAGGCUAUUAAGGAAAUAACUGCUACAAACCAGUAAUAUGAGACUGUUUCCAUUUAAAUCUUUGAUAUGUGUAGCAUGCUUGAGGUCAAAUAAUAAAAUGCCAAUUUUGUAUGAGUAAAUUUAUUUC
This is a messenger RNA of Papilio machaon (common yellow swallowtail), 777 nucleotides long. RefSeq names its product 14 kDa phosphohistidine phosphatase. Bases 143 to 661 code for a protein of 172 amino acids. The transcript is spliced from 3 exons. Gene Ontology annotation, molecular function: protein histidine phosphatase activity. Gene Ontology annotation, cellular component: cytosol. NCBI's taxonomy places the organism in Eukaryota, Metazoa, Arthropoda, Insecta, Lepidoptera, Papilionidae. Gene Ontology annotation, biological process: peptidyl-histidine dephosphorylation. The record is from RefSeq and is a predicted model, not a curated record.